Molecule: messenger RNA, 3105 nt
Organism: Hyaloperonospora brassicae
Lineage: Eukaryota; Oomycota; Peronosporomycetes; Peronosporales; Peronosporaceae
Source: the annotation of a GenBank genome assembly
AUGUCGUCCGAGCGUGAGAGUCCCGAGGCCAUUGUCUACGGUGCGCUCGAGCCUCUACUCAAGUACGAGCGCGUCGGUGGCCACUUCCACGCGAUCUUCAAGGACGACUCGCUCAGCUGCAUUGCUUUGCACGUCAAGUUUGUGUGUGCAGGGACAUACGGGGGCAACGUGCUGCUGCUGGACCUUGACGGCCGCUUCAUACGCCGUCUGCAUCAGCACUAUAAAAAGGUGAACCAAGUGUGUAUUGAUGAGACGGGACAGUUUAUCGCGUCGUGCUCGGACGAUGGCACGGUGGCUGUGUAUACGCUGUUUCCAGUGUCUGAUGGUUGUCACGAAGCUCUUGGCCACGACUUGAGUGGCCAUCGACAUGCCCGUAGUCCGAGCAUCAAGGCGGAGAGACGAAAGAGUUUGGUCGCAAGCACUGGUGGAGAAGUGAACAUUUACAACUACACGAGUGCAGUUUAUGCCGUGCAGCUGGAAGACCGAUACGCUGCAAAGCGUGACAAGAGCUUUGCUUGUGGAGGGGUCGCGGGGCAGCUAAUUAUCAAUAAAAAGGGAUGGAUUCUUGACAAGGAGACGACCGUUCAUGAAGGGGAAGGGCCAGUGCAGCUCAUUCGCUGGAAGGACGGACUCGUGGCGUGGGCCAACGACUGGGGAGUGAAAGUAUACGACUCAGGAAGUGAUCAGCGCGUGACGUAUAUUGAACGCCCACCAAACUGUCCGCCGAUGGAGCUUUGUCGCUGUCAUUUAGAGUGGCAGGGAAGUGAUGUUUUGCUCGUUGCGUGGGCGCACACGUUGCGCGUUGUGUCGUUUAAAAAAGGGCACCCCAAGCCGCCUGCGUCGCCAACUUCAGCUGCUGCGUUAGACGCUGUAGAACAUGCAUCUGGUGGUGUGACAGCGGAGGUGGUAGCACUGCUUACAUUUGAUUUUUUCGUCGCUGGUAUUAGUCCGUGGAAUGGCGGCUCGGUCGUCUCGGUGCUGGCAUUUCGACCGCCUGGAUCGUCUUUUGCAUCUACAGGACCCCAAGGAAAGUCAACAAAAGUUGAAGGCGAAGGAGAGAGUGGAGAGAUGCCGUAUCCAGAAGUGCAUGUUGUGCGGUUGAAUGGCAAACAAGUAAGCGCUGAUUUGCUCAACCUCAAGAGCUAUCAGCGGCUUCGUGCAUCCGACUACAUGAUGCCAACUCUUUGUUAUGCACAUGCACCCCAGUCCAAUUUCGAAUCGACCGACCCAUCCUCCAUAUAUGACGCUGGAUAUGGUCAACUAGCGUACGUCUGUACUCCAAAGGAUGUUGUUAUAUGUCGACUUCGUGAUGCGGACGACCGCGUCGAGUGGGCACUGGCGCGGAAGCAGUACGCUAAGGCCCUUGACGUAGCUCUCCAUGAUCCACGUGCUCUUCGACGCGUGGUGCUUACCGAUGUAAUAGAGGUGUAUAUAGGUAACUUACUACACCAGAAGAAGUACCAGAAGUGCGCUGAAGAGAUCCCGCGACUUUUUAGUGGUGGUAACGAAGAGUACGCGAAGCUUUGGGAAAAGUAUGUGUACGUGUUUGCCCAGCGUGGGCAACUGAGCGCAAUUGCGCGAUACAUACCGACGGCAAGCCCACGCUUACCUAUGGCGCAAUACGAAAUGGUGCUGAAGCAUUUUCUCGAUUCGGAUCCUGGCCAACUUCUCGAGCUCAUCCGCAAGUGGCCUAAGCCAAGGCGGCAGGAUAGUUUGUUUGUGAAGCAGCAGUCUGACGGUGACGCAUCUGAUGUUGCCCCGGAGUACACCGAAACAACCCACGUGUUUGAGCCGCUUUACGAUGCCCAGGCAUGGAUCAACCAGCUAGAAACUGUCGUGCGUCGCCGCCGUAUUGCCGAAGCUAACGUAGACCGGUUGAGCGUGGAGACAACAUACUUGGUGGAGGCUUUGGCAGAGCUGUACACGGCUACCGAACAGUAUGACAAUGCGCUGCGCAUAUACAUAAGUCAAGGCGAGUCCUGUUCGAACAAGGAAUUCGCGUUUAAGCUGAUCACUGAGCACCAGUUGUGGUCACUUGUUGCCAAUAAGGUGGUCAACCUCAUGCGCAUUGACAAGGCCAUCGCAGUCCGUAUGCUCGUGAACCAGACGGAACAGCUUAAGAUCAGUGAUAUUGUGGUCCAGCUCGAAGGUGAGCCCGAGUUGUUGCACACGUAUCUUCACGAGCUCGUUUUACGCCGCUCGGGAGAGUACAAUACAGAAGUGUACUCGGCACUGCACGAAAAGCAGAUUGCACUUUAUGCCGAGUACGCGCCAGAGUUCCUGCUGAAAUUCUUACAGAUGAGCAACUUUGUUCCGUUGGAGAAGGCCUACAGCUACUGCAGCGAACACAGUCCUCCGCUUUGGGAAACAAUGAUUUACGUGCUUGGUCGUAUGGGACAGCACAAGAAAGCACUGGACCUAAUUUUGACGCAGCGUCGCGAUAUUAAUCAAGCGAUUGAGUUUGUCCAAGAGCACGACACGGGUCUGUGGGAUUACCUCAUCGACCUGAGCCUCGCCAGCAAAGACAACGUGGAAGAGCUGUUGAGGUUUGCUUCACAACACAAGGUUGACCCGAUCAAGCUGAUUCGCAAGAUACCGGAAGACAUGGUGAUUGUGAACCUAAAACAACAGCUCAUUGCGAUCAUUGCCAACUACCGCCUGCAGCAAAACCUGUGUGUCGGCUCUCGCAAGGUUUUCGACAGUGACCGCAUAGAGCUGUUGCAUCGGCAAGUCGAAGCGCACAAACGUGGACGUCGCGUUGCCGCGAAAAAGGCGUGUGCUAUCUGUAGCGAAUUUUUGCGGGCACCAUCGUCUGGCAUGGAAACAGUCCACGCGUGUGUGUUUGAGUGCGGCCACUGCUACCACCUCCCGUGUCUCGAAGAAAAGAUGCGUAUGUGGAAAAGCGCCAAGGCCGUAGGGUCGAACGAUCUGAACCGCGCAUUGGGCUGCUUUGUGUGCGACCACAGCACGCGCGAAUACGCUCGUUCCAGUGAUUCCCAUCGGCUGACAGACGAGCUGACGACUUUGCAUGUACGAGGUGUCUCCGAAGUCCAGCUACAGCGUGCAAAGGACAGCCUCCUGAGCGCUACAAAUGUAGCAGAGUGA